UAAUGGCGCGGCGCGCGGGUGCGGCGGGCUCUCGCGCGGCCCAGCGCAGAGGACGAGCCGAGCCAGCAUGUCCGGGACCCGAGCCUCUAACGAUCGGCCCCCCAGCGCGGGCGGCGUCAAGCGGGGGCGGCUGCAGCACGAGGCGGCGACCACCGGCUCCCGGGUGACCGUGGUGCUGGGCGCGCAGUGGGGGGACGAGGGCAAAGGCAAGGUGGUGGACCUGCUGGCCACGGACGCCGACAUCAUCAGCCGUUGCCAGGGGGGCAACAAUGCUGGCCACACCGUGGUGGUGGACGGCAAGGAGUACGACUUCCACCUGCUGCCCAGCGGCAUCAUCAACACCAAGGCUGUGUCCUUCAUCGGCAAUGGAGUGGUUGUCCACUUGCCGGGCUUGUUUGAAGAAGCAGAGAAGAACGAGAAGAAAGGCCUGAAGGACUGGGAGAAGAGGCUCAUCAUCUCUGACCGGGCCCACCUCGUGUUCGACUUUCACCAGGCAGUGGAUGGGCUCCAGGAGGUGCAGCGGCAAGCCCAGGAGGGCAAGAACAUUGGCACCACCCGGAAGGGGAUCGGGCCAGCCUACUCGUCCAAGGCAGCCCGCACCGGCCUCCGCAUCUGCGACCUCCUGUCCGACUUCGACGAGUUCUCCACCCGGUUCAAGAACCUGGCGCAGCAGCACCAGUCCAUGUUCCCCAGUUUGGAAAUCGACGUGGAAGGUCAACUCAAAAGGCUCAAGGGCUUCGCCGAGCGGAUCCGCCCCAUGGUCCGAGAUGGCGUUUAUUUCAUGUACGAGGCACUCCACGGCGCCCCCAAGAAGAUCCUUGUGGAGGGCGCCAACGCAGCCCUCCUUGACAUUGACUUCGGGACCUACCCCUUUGUGACGUCCUCCAACUGCACGGUGGGCGGCGUGUGCACCGGCCUGGGCAUCCCGCCCCAGAACAUAGGCGAGGUCUACGGCGUGGUCAAGGCCUACACCACACGCGUGGGCAUUGGCGCCUUCCCCACCGAGCAGAUCAACGAGAUCGGGGACCUGCUGCAGAGCCGUGGCCAUGAGUGGGGCGUGACCACAGGCAGGAAGCGGCGCUGCGGCUGGCUGGACCUGAUGAUCCUGAGAUAUGCCCACAUGGUCAACGGAUUCACUGCGCUGGCCUUGACGAAGCUGGACAUCCUGGACACCCUGGACGAGAUCAAGGUCGGCGUGGCGUACAAGCUCGGCGGGAAGCGGAUCCCCUACUUCCCAGCCAACCAGGAGAUCCUGCAGAAGGUGGAGGUGGAGUAUGAGACGCUGCCGGGGUGGAAGGCGGACACCACGGGCGCCCGGAAGUGGGAGGACCUCCCCCCGCAGGCCCAGAGCUACAUCCGGUUCGUGGAGAACCACGUCGGAGUGGCAGUGAAAUGGGUUGGUGUCGGCAAGUCCAGAGAUUCGAUGAUCCAGCUGUUUUAGACAAAGCCGGAGCUGACCCCAGCGAGCCAUGCCGCUUGGCCACGUCGUGUCCUUUCCUCGGCUGGCAGAACCAACGCCGUAAACAAAGAGAUUUGAAAGCUAUUUUCUGUACUUUUGUAUUUCUCUUUAAGCCUUCAGCCCAACCCACUGAUUUCUACAACAACUUGAAACAUCUGAAAGCCAGUGUUGUGUACAUUUUUUUAAAUCCUGCUAUUUCACAUCAGCUCAAACCAGAGCCCUUUUCUGGCUCAUGAACUGUCACGUGGUUGUCUAUGCAGUUGGAGCCUCUGAGCAAUAAACAAAUCCCACAGCCUCUGAA
This is a messenger RNA of Dama dama (fallow deer), 1760 nucleotides long. It is a transcript of the gene ADSS1, whose product is annotated as adenylosuccinate synthase 1. The coding region runs from base 68 to 1441 and encodes 457 amino acids. Gene Ontology annotation, cellular component: cytoplasm. Lineage: Eukaryota; Metazoa; Chordata; Mammalia; Artiodactyla; Cervidae. Gene Ontology annotation, molecular function: adenylosuccinate synthase activity; GTP binding. Gene Ontology annotation, biological process: IMP metabolic process; 'de novo' AMP biosynthetic process. The record is from RefSeq and is a predicted model, not a curated record. The transcript has 13 exons.